UAUUGAAAUAAUGUCGACUGUAUGUAAAGGGAAGUAGUUACAGAAGUACCCAGUAUGGUUGUGGCUAUCGUGUAAAUCGAACAAAUCAAUACGAAAUCCGUAAAUCGCGAUAUUCAGUGUAAAGAUUUCUUACAGUUGUUCUUUUCUUUCGAUAGAUAACUACACAUGAUCUUUCGUGCAGUUUUUAAAAUAAUUAUGUGCGAACUGGAUUCUACAAACUGAACUAUAGAAAAUCUAUCGUGAUUAUAUAAUUGCGUGAAAGUACCUAUUUUCUGGCAACAUGUCCCAUGCGUAGGACGUUUCGCAGGAGAUUGUCUGAGGGCGGAGGUUUAUAUCCUGUCGAUUUAUCACCACAAAGGAAAGCUCGUAGGCUCUUCAAACUUCGAAUGCGGCAAUGGCUAGCAAGUAUUUUCGUUAUGCUAACCAUGGUCAUAGUUGGUUCAGUCAACGGAUGGACGACGAUUUCUCUUUUUUAUCUAAUAUCCGGGAUCGGCGGCGUGCCGCUGACCUUAACACUCGACGAAUCAUCAUGGAUCGUUUCUUUGACAGUACUUGGUUCAAUGAUCGGUUCACUUGUGGGUGCCCAGGUGGCCGCCCACAGCAGUCGUAAAAGCUGUCUCGUUUUAUGUAACGCAAUGUUCACCUUAGGCUGGUUCAUCAUCUACGUCACAACUUCCGUGCCAAUGCUAUACCUUGCUCGGGUGAUUCUCGGUAUAGGCGUUGGUAUUGCCUACACGAUAAAUCCCAUGUACGUGCCAGAAGUCGCCGACAUCAACAUCAGAGGCACUUUAAGUAUUCUAAGCGUAGUGAACGUAUCUAUCGGGUCACUUCUAACCUGCACCCUAGGACUCUGGCUGAUGUACGAGUCACUACUGGAGGUUCUUGUAAUAAUAUCCUUUAUAUCCUUCUUGUCGGUCGCGUAUUUUCCCGAAAAUCCGUAUUUCUCGGUGGCAACAUGGAAGUCGAUAGAAUAUUACGAAAGCUUCGUAAAUAUUUACGAAGUAAAAAUGCAACUACGUCGUCUACGUGCACAAACCAGAUACGAAUUACAACCACCAUCCAUAAAUGAAUUAAACCAGUCAUCCAUAAGCGAUAUAUACGGACCAUCCAUAAGCGAAAUAUAUCCAGAACCCACAAGCGAAGUAUUACACUCACAAUCCAGUAAUGAUCUACCCUCACAAUCAAGUAGCGAUUCACACUCACAAUCCAUAUCCACACUAUACUCAGAAGACAUGUGCGAAGUACAUCCGCAACCCACAGGUGAAUUACUCCUACAACACUCACGCAACUCUCUCGAAUUAACCCUACAGCCCUCGAAGGAAUUAGACUCACAAUCCACAAGCGAAUUACACCGACCAUCCACAAGUGAAAUACACCGACUAUCCACAAGUGAUUUACGCACACAAUCCAAUCUGGAUUCACACGCAUGGACUGAUAUAGAUAAGAUACACAGAGCUUUAACUAAAUAUAACUGGACAACUAAGCUGCGAGCAAUACUACAACGAAGCAACAGGAAAGCGUUGUUUAUCAUGCUUGGCUUGAUCAUGGCACAACGAUUUAGCGGAAACUUCAUCAUUAUGCAGUAUCUGCUAGUGCUGUUUGGCAAAACAACGAUCGAUAUCGGAGCAAGCUCAGUAACAAUUUUGGUCCUGGCUGUCGGCCAUAUAUCUGGCACUAUAUCCACCUUAACAGUGAAAUCUCUUGGAAGAAAAACACUUUUGAUUCUGUCUACACUUGGGUCGUGUUUUACAUUGGUUAUUCUAGCAACUAAUCUUUUGAUAGUUCAAGAUAAGUCUGACGUUUCUAUCGUCGCCCCUCUUCCCGUUAUCGACCUCAUAAUGUAUCAAGUAAUGUUUCAAAUUGGUUUAGGUACGUUACCCAAUGUUCUUCUAUGCGAGUUAUUUCCUACAGAACUAAAAGAUUUUAUUGGUACCAUCAUUGUGAUUUUCGAUGGUAUAAUUGGUUUUACCGUGUCGAAACUGUAUCAAGUGAUUAUCAAUAAUGUAGGACCGUAUGCGAUUUACUUUAUCUUCGCGACAUCAUGCUUUUUGGCAUUUAUGAUGGUACUCAUAUGGAUACCGGAAACAAAAGGAAAAACAUAUAAGCAGAUUGAAGCGCUUCUAGUUGGUGAAAAUUUGAAUUCUUUGAAUGAAGAAGUUAGAACCAAUGAAAUGGAUUCGUAGAAUAUGACAGGAGAAAUUGCACCGUAUAUCCGUGGCACGGUGUUUAAUUACUCGGAAUAGUCUAUUUCUCAUUUUUAUUAGUGUAACGAUAAAGAUCUACAAUUUUACCACGAUAUGCAAUUUUUGUAGUAACUUAGUUUUCUUCGUUUGUUCGUGUAACUUUAGAAAUGUGUCUAACAAAGAUGAUGGUCAUUUACAAACAUAUCUAUCGUAUAAAUUGACUUGCAUUGAACUUAGAGGAAUACAUGUUCUCAAACUAAACUUUUUAUCCAUUUCAUAACACGAACAAUGUAACAAUAUCAAUUUAACUCGAGAUAAUUGGACAACAGUUUGCAAAAGUAAGAAGAGUAAUAUAUUAAAGAAUGACAAGCUGACAUAAUACUGACAAAAACAAUUUUUUAUACCUCAGCAGCUAUCUAUGCUGUUAUUUUUUUGCAAUAUGUAACAUAUGUAUAUCACAUAUACACAUGUUAAUAUUGUUACGAUAAACAGCACGUAUGGUGAAAAAGUCAGUAUUUAUGUUAAAAAUAAUGUAAUAUAAUUAACAUAACACAUUGCUAAUAAGUACUUAUAUUACAAUGUGUUUGUCAAUCAUAAGCAUAUAUGUUUACAUAUAUAAAUAUAUAUGUGUAAGACACGGCAUUUUCGGCGUUAUAUUAUAGUUAUUACUGAAAAAUAUUUGAAUAUGUUAGUUCAAAUAUUAUAGUAAUUACUGUACCAUAACACAGUGAUAAAUAUCUAGUCUGGUCUAGCAGGAAUUCUAUCAAACUGUCGAACGAUAUUUUCGGUAAAUAAUGGCUAUAAUAAUAGUGUUCACUUCAGAAAUUUCUAAUAUUUCCCAUUUUUAAUAAACGAUAAUUAUUACAUAGUGAAAAAUUAAAUACCGAUAAUUUUAUAAAGCUUUGUCUAUCAACAAUUAUGUAUUUAUUGUACUCCAUUUGAACAAAUAUCUUAUUAAAAAGCUACAAGAAACAUGGAGUUCCUAUCUAGAUAUAAAAUCACAAACAAGAUUUUAAAUGUUCUAUUUUAUUUAAGUUUUAUUGUAGACGAAUUUAUUACAGACAUCCGUAGUGGAAAUUAAUUAAAGGAGUCCGAAUGAAGGCGAGUCAACUGUAAUUCCAAAUACGGCUAAUGUCCCAAACCUACGUCAUGCGAAAUCGGUAACGUCGAGAACGAUAUCAAAAUGGUAAGAAAACCACCGAGUUCACUGGAUAAAGUACUCUGACUAGCGACCUUCUUUUCCACGGGACCAUCGCCAUCCUCUUUGUCAAGGUAUUACUAAUUUUGUAUAAAAGAAUUCGGGCAAAUUUUUUUUUGCCAUUCAUUUGCAAAAUAUUAGUUUUUUGAUCGUUAUGUAAAACAAACAACGAAAACAGCUGUAAGAAGGAUCGAAGCGUAAAUUUAAAACUGAAAGUAAAGGUCGAGUUAAACCAAAAACUAAAUCACAUUAAUAUUAUAAUUCUCUGUGAGAUGGUAUCGAUAUUUCAGACAUUCACUAUUAUAAAAGCGCGACUAGACGUGACAUUAUAUGGGACUCUUUCAUGUGUUCUGAAAUACCGAUAUCGAAAAAUAUCAGUGUGUUUCACGCUCUUUACAACUCAUAACGUUGCGCCGCGGCGAAUGUAAUUAUCUCAAAAGGGUAACUCGCUACAUUUCCAUUAUGUGAUUGUUUGAAUGUGCUCCGUUUUAUAUACUUGGAGUUAAAUUAUGAAAAUUUAUAAAUGGUUAUACAAUAUUACGAUGGAUUGUAAAAUUUAAAAAUCGUAAUAAUAAAUUCAUUAUCCUGAUAA
Messenger RNA from Bombus terrestris (buff-tailed bumblebee), 3973 nucleotides. RefSeq lists its product as uncharacterized. Bases 288 to 2183 code for a protein of 631 amino acids. Gene Ontology annotation, cellular component: membrane. The record is from RefSeq and is a predicted model, not a curated record. Gene Ontology annotation, biological process: transmembrane transport. Gene Ontology annotation, molecular function: transmembrane transporter activity. NCBI's taxonomy places the organism in Eukaryota, Metazoa, Arthropoda, Insecta, Hymenoptera, Apidae. The transcript has 3 exons.